UUUAAAAUUAUUUAAAGGCAUCCAUUCAUGGACCCAAUAAAUUUAGACCCGACCCAAUUCAAUCGAACCCGAUCCAGUAAAUUCAACCAGUUGACUCGACCCAAGCAACUAGCAUUUAUCCUUUGCUAUAAUAUAUGAUGAGCAUUAUCCCCUUAAAGAAGGGAGCAGCCGAGGAAGUGAUUCACAGCGACAGCGGUAGCAGAAUCUUGCAUACCGCACCGCCUACUUAUAACCCUCCACACUUUCCCACUCCCUUAAUUCACAUCCUCAUUAUAUACACCCACUAUUCUAUCAACUAAUAUUGCACAUUUAUUGUUUGAUCGUUCAUGGAUUCCAAAGGCUACACACAAGACGGCACAGUCGAUCUCCGCGGCCGCCCCGCCAUCGCCGACAAGACCGGCAAAUGGAAAGCUUGUGCUUUCCUCGUCGGUUACGAAGCGUUCGAACGAAUGGCGUUCUAUGGUAUUGCUUCAAAUUUGGUGGUAUACUUGACAACUCAACUCCAUGAAGACACGGUUUCAUCAGUUAGAAACGUGAACAACUGGUCCGGAGCUGUUUGGAUCACACCCAUUCUUGGUGCAUACAUCGCCGAUUCCUACUUGGGCCGCUUCUGGACUUUCACCAUCUCAUCUUUGAUUUAUGUCAUUGGGAUGGUCCUUCUAACAAUGGCGGUGUCGAUCAAGUUGUUGAAGCCUAGUUGCGAAAACGGAGUGUGCAGCAAGGCUACCACAACGCAGAUCGCAUUCUUCUACACAUCCCUCUACAUAAUAGGCAUAGGCGCCGGCGGCACAAAGCCUAACAUCUCCACAUUCGGCGCCGACCAAUUCGACGAUCUAAACCCCCAUGAGAAGAAGCUCAAGGCCUCCUUCUUCAACUGGUGGAUGUUCAGCGCCUUCACCGGCGCCUUGUUCGCGACGCUCGGCCUCGUCUACAUUCAAGAGAACUUGGGGUGGGGACUGGGAUAUGGAAUCCCCACCGUCGGCCUCAUCUUGUCCUUGAUAAUCUUUUACAUCGGAACCCCCUUGUACCGCCACAAGGUUAGGCGGACUAACAAACCUGCCGGAGACAUCCUACGAGUUGUCGUCACGGCCGUCGCCAACGCCAGGCUUGAGCGCCCCGCCCACCCUUCCGAGCUUCAUGAACUCGACCAGCACUACUACAUCACUACCAGAAAACGUCGAGUCCAUCACACUCCGGUCUUCAGAUUUUUAGACAUGGCUGCAAUCAAGAGCGAGAAGUCAAGAAGGCAAGCAUGCAGCGUGACUCAAGUGGAGGAGGCGAAGUUAGUGGUGGGCAUGUGCAUGAUAUGGGCAGUGACCCUAAUCCCGAGCACCAUAUGGGCCCAGAUCAACACCCUGUUCGUGAAGCAGGGCACCACCCUGGACCGGCACCUGGGCCCCACCUUCCAGAUCCCGGCGGCCUCCCUCGGCAGCUUCGUCACGCUCUCCAUGCUGGUCUCCGUCCCCAUGUACGACCGCUACUUCGUCCCCCUCAUGCACCGCCGCACGGGCAACCCCCGCGGCAUCACCCUCCUCCAGCGCCUGGGCAUCGGCUUCGUCAUCCAGAUCCUCGCCAUCGCCGUCGCCUACGCCGUCGAGGUCCGGCGCAUGAGGGUGGCCGCGGCCCACGGGAUCACCGGCCCCGACCAGGUGGUCCCCAUGAGCAUCUUCAGCCUGCUGCCGCAGUACGUGCUGCUGGGCAUCGCCGACGUCUUCAAUGCCAUCGGCCUGCUCGAGUUCUUCUACGACCAGUCGCCCGAGGACAUGCAGAGCCUCGGGACGACCUUCUUCACCAGCGGCAUCGGCGUCGGGAACUUCUUGAACAGCUUUCUGGUGACGGUGGUGGACAAGGUCACCGGGAGGGGCCGGGAGGGGAAGAGCUGGAUCGGGAAGAAUGUGAAUGACUCGCAUUUGGACUAUUACUAUGGCUUCCUUUUCUUGCUGUCGGCCCUCAAUUUGGUCGUCUUUCUCUUGGCCUCCAACAAGUAUGUGUAUAAAGUUGAGUCCGCCGAGAUCGAGGGGCGUGAACAAAUUGAGCCCAAAAACUUGGGAUUGCAAAUAUGACCUUACUACCUAGUUUUCGUUUCUCAAUAAAAAGGAAAAGUACCUAGUAGUUUUCAUCUCUUAAUUAUUGGAAAUUAGAGAUGCAAUUUCGAGUUUGGAGCUGUCCACUUUAUGUGAUGGAUUCAAUUUUACAACAAGUGCUUGUUGUGGUAUAUAUAUAGUAGUUCGAUGUGUUUUGAUAACAUAAUUAAGUGAUGUCUUUUGUUAGUA
This is a messenger RNA of Salvia miltiorrhiza (redroot sage), 2273 nucleotides long. Its product is annotated as protein NRT1/ PTR FAMILY 5.1. Gene Ontology annotation, biological process: transmembrane transport; dipeptide transport. The record is from RefSeq and is a predicted model, not a curated record. Gene Ontology annotation, molecular function: dipeptide transmembrane transporter activity; tripeptide transmembrane transporter activity. The transcript has 4 exons. Gene Ontology annotation, cellular component: membrane. NCBI's taxonomy places the organism in Eukaryota, Viridiplantae, Streptophyta, Magnoliopsida, Lamiales, Lamiaceae. The coding region runs from base 327 to 2063 and encodes 578 amino acids.